AUGGGUAUUAAGCUGUUUAGGAAGGCCAAAACCAUCGAGAAGCCAAAGGCAGUGUAUCCUGCGGUGAAGGAUUUUUUAAGGUUGCCGGUGAUCUACUACAACACCGUAGGCCUGGAACCCUACGAGUCCUCGAAUACCGAAAAGAAAAGGGGCAUCCUGUUCCACAUGUAUUUCGCGCUACAGAUAUUCAACUUGACCUUUGUUCUUGCUAUGGAGAUACUUUUUGUGGUAGUUUCGUUCCGAAACAACGAGAAUUUCCUGGACUCCUGCAUGGUUAUGAGUUAUAUUGGUUUUGUUAUCGUUGGCGGCUUGAAGUUCAUUUCGGUGCUAUUCCGCAAAACGAAGAUGUCUAAUCUGGUGAGACAGCUUGAGACCUUCUUCCCGGAGCCAAAGGAUCAUGAGGAGUAUGCGGUGGGGUACUAUUUAAAGCACUGCCAUCGCUACACCAAGGGCUUUGGUGGACUCUAUACGACCCUGGUGGUGACCUACAAUCUAUUUGCCCUCACCCAGUACACCCUUCUCUAUCUGCUGCACUCGCCGAAUGCCAAGCAAACCCUGCCCUACGUGGACAUGGCCCUUUGGGACUACGAGGUCAACUGGAGAUUUUACCUGACUUACCUUUCCCAGUCGAUGGCGGGUUAUAUGGCCACGUGCGGCCAUAUUUCCGGUGAUCUCAUGAUCUUCGCGGUGGCCAUGCAGGUCAUUAUGCACUUCAACAGGCUGGCUCGCGCUCUCAAGAAAUUUCAGGUGAAAGCCAGUUCGGAAUCCAAUGAGGGAGCUGAUAAGGACCUCAAGGAACUGCAGUCUCUGAUUUCUUAUCACAACGAAGUACUUGGGCUAACCGAUGUGAUGAACGAGGUCUUUGGUAUUCCGCUUCUACUGAAUUUCGCGGCAUCCUCGAUGCUCGUUUGCUUCGUGGGAUUCCAGAUGACCGUCGGCAUCAGUCCCGAGCAGAUUGCCAAGCUGAUGUUGAUCUUUUUUUCGGCCAUGGUGGAGAUAUAUCUGAUCUGCUCAUUUAGUCAAAUGCUAAUCGAUGCGAGUGAAAGUGUUUCGUUUGCUGUCUACGACAUGAAUUGGAUGCAAGCAGAUUCGCGUUUUCGAAAAAUGCUUAUUUUUCUUGCCUUGAGGGCCCAAAGACCGGUAUGCCUAAAGGCAACAGUUUUCCUAGACGUUUCUAUCCAAACCAUGAGUUCUUUUUUGCAAACGUCUUAUAAAUUCUUUUGCGCCAUUCGAACGAUGUAUCAGUAA
Messenger RNA from Drosophila takahashii, 1248 nucleotides. RefSeq names its product odorant receptor 67a-like. Gene Ontology annotation, molecular function: odorant binding; olfactory receptor activity. NCBI's taxonomy places the organism in Eukaryota, Metazoa, Arthropoda, Insecta, Diptera, Drosophilidae. Gene Ontology annotation, biological process: detection of chemical stimulus involved in sensory perception of smell; sensory perception of smell. The record is from RefSeq and is a predicted model, not a curated record. Gene Ontology annotation, cellular component: plasma membrane.